AUGAAGUCAGAGCCAGCAGGGCCAGCCGUGGAACACGACCUUCCUGAAGUAGCAGUCCGUCUGGGUGGGAAUCAAGUCAUCACGCUUCAGCGCUUCAUCCAGGAAAGGCUUCAUACGCCUGCCCUGAUUGAAAUUACUAUAGAAGCUGUUUUGUCGGACAGAAAGAAGCGACAGAUCAAAAAACACUGUGAGCUUGCAAAACAUCUGGGGUGCACACCAGUCCUUUUCUUCAACGGAAUGGAGGAACAGAAGAAAGCGGAGAAGCUGCAGGUGGCACUGCAACAGCUUCAAGGCAGUGCCCCAGCGCAACCGACAGUCAUUUGGGCCUGUCAACUUCGCAAGGACGACGACUUCGAUGAAGCCUUCAUGUUCAUAUGCAAGUGCUUCUGUCCACGUGACGGGUCUACGAUUGAGGUCGUCGGCAGUGCCUUUAAAGUCAGAGGGGCCAUUGCAGAUGCGGCGGUGGAUGACCUCAAGAAGGCAAUCAAAGCGGAGAAGCCAAACCGAGUCAUGUGCGACGCAGAUGAAAUUGACAUCUACAGCCGGAAGGAGAGCUUUUUACGUCAAACUCUCCCACCUGGCCCUCCCUGUGCCGCGUCUCAGCUUGACUUUGCAGGACGAGAACUGGGUGAAGGAAGACGAAGACAAUGA
This is a messenger RNA of Symbiodinium sp. CCMP2592, 651 nucleotides long. Lineage: Eukaryota; Dinophyceae; Suessiales; Symbiodiniaceae. The record is from the annotation of a GenBank genome assembly.